Molecule: messenger RNA, 657 nt
Organism: Lodderomyces theae
Lineage: Eukaryota; Fungi; Ascomycota; Pichiomycetes; Serinales; Debaryomycetaceae
Product: 5-formyltetrahydrofolate cyclo-ligase
Exons: 1
Coding region: 1-657 (218 amino acids)
Biological process (GO): folic acid-containing compound biosynthetic process; tetrahydrofolate interconversion
Cellular component (GO): mitochondrion
Molecular function (GO): 5-formyltetrahydrofolate cyclo-ligase activity
Source: RefSeq, a predicted model, not a curated record
AUGACAGUGCAACAAUCACUAACCAUAAAAGCAGCAAAGAAGCAAUUGCGAAGUCAGGUGAAAGCUCGCCUUAAGUCCGUAACUCAGGAGUCGCUAGCUUCCCAAUCACAACACAUAUUAUCAAGACUUGCCAAUAAUCCCACAUUUCUAAAUGCAAAAUCUGUUGCCGUGUUUAUGAAUAUGCCAGAUCUGGAGGUGAAAACACUUACCAUAAUAGAUCAUUGCUUCAAACAGAACAAGAAAGUGUACUUGCCACGUUGCAACACUGUGCCCAUAAAACACCGGAAACCAAAUUAUUUAUCAAUGCUCAAAAUUGAAUCGUACAAUGAUGUUUUGAACUUACAACCACAAGGAAAGUACCAACUACUUGAGCCAAUAUCUGGUGAAGAUGCAAUAGAAACAGGCGAUCUAGAUCUCAUACUACUCCCUGGAGUUGCAUUCUCGUCUACAUUACAGCGAUUGGGACACGGAGCUGGAUUUUAUGACGAGUUUUUAUCAGUUUAUAAAGAAAAAUGGUCGAAAUUGCCUUCCUUGAUAGGGCUUGCAUUACAAGAACAAGUUGUUCCAGAGAACACCAUACCCGUUGAGGAUCACGAUUAUGGGCUCGAUCAAAUAAUCACCAGUUCACGUACUUUUCCUUCCUUACAACAAAUAUAA